AUGCCUCCUAAAAAGGCGACCGCUGCCGCCACGAAAAAGCCCGCCCCGAGGGCCGCGAAGACCGCAAACAAGACCGAGGAAACUAAGCCCGCCGAGCCCAAGUCCACUAGCAAGACCGCAACCAAGCCUGUUGCUGCUCCUCGGGGCCGAGGACGCCCAAAGAAAAUGACUACCGAGGUCACAACCAAGACUACCAGCAAGACUACUAGCAAGACCACCGCUAAGAAGGGAACGACCGAACCGGCGCGCAAAACCAAGACCGUGGCUACAGCCACCGCCGCGUCGAAGAAGCGCAAGGCCGAUGAUGAGGAAGAAGAGAAGCCCCGUGAGCUUAAGAAGCCCCGUGUGAUUGCUCAACCGCGUGUUGCAAAGCCCAAGGUUGUUAAGGUCAAGGCCGUCAAGCCUAAGGUUGUCAUCAACGAAGCUCCCAAGACUCGGCUGAAUGUGUUCGUCUGUGGCGAGGGAAGCUCUGGUGAGCUUGGUUUGGGCACGGCCAAGAAUGUCAUCGACGUCAAGCGACCACGUUUGAAUCCGCUUCUCCCUGCCGACAAAGUGGGUGUUGUGCAGGUGGCUGUCGGCGGUAUGCACUGUGUUGCCCUGACCCACGACAACCAGAUCUUCACCUGGGGUGUGAAUGACCAGGGCUCGCUAGGACGCGAUACAACCUGGGACGGUGGAUACAAAGACAUGGAUGGUAACAGCGACUCGGAUUCUGAAGAUGAAGAUAGUGGCUUAAACCCCAAGGAGUCUACUCCUACCGGAAUCCCCGCGAGCGCCUUCCCCGAGGGAACCAUCUUUGUCCAAAUUGCUGCUGCCGACAGUGCCAGUUUUGCCUUGACAGAUGACGGUCAAGUUUACGGAUGGGGAACCUUCCGGAGCAACGAUGGAAUCCUCGGGUUUGAUGCAGAGAAUCGGGUGCAGAACACCCCCAUUCUACUCCCCGACUUGAAGAAGAUUAAGCAGCUCGUUUGUGGUUCUAACCACGUUCUUGCUUUGAAUGACAAGGGAGCUGUCUUCUCCUGGGGCUCUGGUCAGCAGAACCAACUCGGCCGUCGGAUUGUCGAGCGCAACAAGCUGCAUGGCCUGCAGCCACGCGAGUUUGGACUCCCCAAGAACAUUGUGCACAUCGGAAGUGGAUCCUACCACUCCUUCGCCGUUCACACUUCCGGCAAGGUUUACGCAUGGGGUUUGAACAGUUUCGGUGCCACGGCCAUUCGCGAGGGUGCUGGUGACGAUGAAGCUGCCAUUGUGCACCCUGUUGUUGUUAAGUCGCUCUCGGAGCGAAAGAUCACACAGCUUUGCGGUGGCUCCCACCACUCCCUUGCUCGCACUGCUGAUGGCGAAUGUUUGGUAUGGGGUCGUUUGGAUGGAUUCCAGAGCGGCCUGAAGGUGGACUCCCUCAGCGACGAUGCCGUUAUCAAGGAUGAGCGUGGACGUCCCCGCAUCCUUAUUGAGCCGACCGUUGUACCCGGAAUCAAUGCCAAGGUCGUCGCUGCUAACUCGGACCACUCACUCGCCAUUGAUGCCGAUGGGCGUGCUUGGUCAUGGGGCUUCUCUGCCACCUACCAGACCGGACAAGGCACUCAAGAUGAUAUUGAGGUUGCUACGAUCAUUGACAACACUGCCGUCCGUGGCAAGCAAUUGAACUGGACCGGUGCCGGUGGUCAAUUCUCCGUUUUCACUUCGCCUGCUGAUCUUUAA
Molecule: messenger RNA, 1701 nt
Organism: Penicillium verhagenii
Lineage: Eukaryota; Fungi; Ascomycota; Eurotiomycetes; Eurotiales; Aspergillaceae
Product: RCC1 domain-containing protein
Exons: 2
Coding region: 1-1701 (566 amino acids)
Cellular component (GO): cytoplasm
Molecular function (GO): guanyl-nucleotide exchange factor activity
Source: RefSeq, a predicted model, not a curated record